Eimeria necatrix is the source of this 2178-nucleotide messenger RNA. RefSeq names its product ABC transporter, putative. The record is from RefSeq and is a predicted model, not a curated record. The coding region runs from base 1 to 2178 and encodes 725 amino acids. Gene Ontology annotation, cellular component: membrane. Gene Ontology annotation, molecular function: ATP hydrolysis activity; ABC-type transporter activity; ATP binding. The transcript is spliced from 7 exons. NCBI's taxonomy places the organism in Eukaryota, Apicomplexa, Conoidasida, Eucoccidiorida, Eimeriidae.
AUGACCGGCAGGGAUGCGGAAUCGCCAUCCGGCAGCCGUGGCGCGAAACAAGUGUACGUGGAGAUGAACAGCGCGGCCGGCGCCAUCGAGCGCAUCGUUGAUUCUCCAACAGGACAGCAUAUACAGUUAACACAAGGGCAACGAGAAGCUGCCGCUGCCGCUGUCCAAUUUGGUUCUGCGGGAGAAUCGAAUCAUGGCCAAAUGCGUUUUGAAUUGACGCUCGAUGAAGUUUCUUGCUCUCUUCCUCCCUGUAGCAGCACGUUGGGCCGUUUGCCCAUUGUGUCUUCCUUGUGCCGGGUUGACUGGAGAGCUCUAUUAGGCACAGGCAAACUCAAGCGCUUAGACCCCAAGCCGCUGGAGCCCGUGCUUUACCCAUUGUCUACUGUUUUGCAUUCCGGGUCGCUAGUGGCUAUAAUGGGGCCGAGCGGUUGUGGAAAAACUACAUUGAUGAGCAUUAUAUCUGGGCGUGCUAGUUUGGCUCAUUCUGGCCGUGUGGCUAUAAAUGGAAGGCCUCGCACGAAAGAAUUUGACCGGUUUUCUUCAUAUGUGACGCAAGACGACAUCUACGAUGGCAACGAGAAAGUCAUUGAGUGCCUCCAGUUCUCCUACCGCCUGCGCAAAGCAGUGCCACGAGAGUGGACCCGUGAAGAGAGACGUACCCAAGAGGCAGAAUCUGUACAGCGAAUCCUUGACCUGUUGGGACUUGCCGAGGUGCAACAAAGCAAAGUGGGCAACAGCUUGAAGCGCGGAAUAUCUGGAGGGCAGAAGCGGCGUUUGAGCCUUGGCAUUGGCCUUAUGAGUGAUGCGAAGAUCCUGCUGUGCGACGAACCGACAACUGGCCUCUCCGCUGCAGACGCGCGAUUGGUUGUUCAUGCCCUGCGACGGCUCAGUGUUGAGUGCGGCGUGGCAGUGCUGGCGGUUAUUCAUCAACCAUCCCACUCUAUUAUGCAGUGCUUUGAUCAGCUUUUGUUGCUGAGCCACGAUGGACGCUGCGUCUACAACGGCCGCGUGGAUGCGGCGCUGCAGUACUUCAGUGCCUUGGGGUUUCCAUGUCCCCCACAUCAAAACCCUGCCGACUUUUACCUAGACCUUGUUUCGCAGAACAGCGAACACGCCGAAACGCUGGCGGAUUUCUAUGAUGCUUUGAUGAGGCCCUUAGUCCAAUCGAGAGUCGAGCUCGCCUACGAGUGCCCGCCACCGCCACUAAACAAUAACGUCGAUGGAAUGGAACUGGCUGGUCCAUAUGUCCAGUUCAAAGAGGUGGGGAGGCGCGCAUUUCGCCUGUGGUUGAGGGAUCGUUCAACUCUAAUGGCAAUCAUGGGCGACUCUGUCGUCCAAGGACUGGUGAUUGGGGCGGUGUUUUUCGGUGUUCGAAGCCGUGCAUCCAUGUAUUAUCAGUUAUCAGCCCUUUUCCUGAUGAUUCUGAGCCUCAUGGCCUCGUCCCUAUGGACUGUGCCGCUUUAUGUUCAGCAAAAAGCACAGUAUCGAGUGGAAGUUGAGGAUGGGUACUAUUCGCCCAUCCCUUACAUGUUCGCGACAUCCCUUGUAGCAAAUUUCUUCGUAUUAGUGGGAGAUGCAGUGCUUGUCACUAUAAUGUGGCUUCUAUUUGGGUUCCAGUUCGUUCCCUUGUUGGCAUGCUAUCUAGUUGGAUCGCUUGGAUUCGUCAUAUGCGACGUAGUGACUGCCAUCUGUUCUUUGGCGAGCAAGUCGUUUGCGGAGGCAAAUGCCUCUGCAACCCUCAUGUUCACAUUGUUGAUGUUUGUCAACGGAUUUACAACAAAUCCUAAGACGUUACCUACAGGCAUAGGCUGGAUUGCAUACUUGAGCCCAUUCUUUCUGGUAUUCGAGGCUUUGGCCAUUUGUAUCCUCGAGGCUAACGAGUUUCAGGAAGAUCCCCCAGAAGCCAGCAGGACUCUGCUCAUGCACACGAAGGAAGAAGUCUACCAAACGUUUGGUAUUGCAGGUCGAGCCUACGGAAACACAGGCAGUGCAAUCCAGUGGAUGUUGGUGGUUGACUUCGUGCUCCUCCUGGGUUUGAUGGCUAUUUCGAAGUGCCUUGUUUUUACGUUGCAAGCAACGGUCUUUUUGCCCAAGCGCUACAAAAGCGAGCCAGCCCAGAAGCAGAGGAGCAUCUUGUCGCUGUUAAGAUGUUGGCUACCAAAAUUUCAACGAACAUAA